Molecule: messenger RNA, 381 nt
Organism: Hansenula ciferrii
Lineage: Eukaryota; Fungi; Ascomycota; Saccharomycetes; Phaffomycetales; Wickerhamomycetaceae
Product: profilin
Exons: 2
Coding region: 1-381 (126 amino acids)
Cellular component (GO): cell cortex
Molecular function (GO): actin monomer binding
Source: RefSeq, a predicted model, not a curated record
AUGUCCUGGCAAGCAUAUACAGAUAACUUGGUCGCUUCUGGUAAGAUUGACAAGGCUGCUCUUUAUUCAAGAGCUGGUGAUAGUGUUUGGGCUCAAUCAAACAACUUCACUUUUGCUGAUCAAGAAAUUAAAUCAUUAGCUGCUGGUUAUGAUGAUCCAUCAGGUUUACAAGCUGGUGGUUUACAUUUACAAGGUCAAAAAUAUUUUGUUAUUAGAGCUGAUGAUCGUAGUAUUUAUGGUAAACAUGAAGCUGAAGGUGUUGUUACAGUAAGAACUAAACAAACCAUCUUGGUUGCUCACUAUCCUGCUGGUGUUCAAGCUGGUGAAGCUACUACUAUUGUUGAAAAAUUAGCUGAUUAUUUAAUUAGUGUUAAUUUUUAG